Molecule: messenger RNA, 1725 nt
Organism: Aspergillus melleus
Lineage: Eukaryota; Fungi; Ascomycota; Eurotiomycetes; Eurotiales; Aspergillaceae
Product: NAD(P)/FAD-dependent oxidoreductase
Exons: 4
Coding region: 259-1575 (438 amino acids)
Molecular function (GO): sarcosine oxidase activity; saccharopine oxidase activity; flavin adenine dinucleotide binding
Source: RefSeq, a predicted model, not a curated record
CACUUGUUGGCACCCUCCGAUGCGGUCGUGCCUAGCAGCGGGAUCACCUAGCUUGUCCCUACUUCUUAGUGGUGUAUACUCCGCAUGAACCCCGCACGAACGAGAGUCGCGGUCAAUGAAGAUGCUUUGAGUCUGGAAAGAAAGAUAAGACAGUCAAUUCGCUCCGAUUAAUUGCCAAUCCCUUCCUCUUUGUCCGUCUCCUAGUGUUCAACAGCUGCCGUCGCAUUGUGCAGCUCCCGACUCUCAACCAUUUCCACCAUGACCUCAAACAACGCUUCCUACCUUAUCAUCGGCGCGGGCGUCUUUGGCGUAUCCACAGCCUACCACCUCAUCCAGAAAUAUCCCAAUGCGUCGGUCACUCUAGUAGACCGGGAUGCAUACGAUGCUGACUCCCGCGUGGCUGCCUCGUGGGACUGGAACAAGGUGGUGCGCGCCGACUACGACGACAAAGUCUACUGCCGGCUCGCUCUCGAGGCGCAAGACAUCUUCAAGACGGAUCCUCUCUGGCAGCCCUAUUUCCACCAGACCGGCGUCUACUGGACCUGUCGCAGCAGCUAUGCCCAGAACGUCAUCACGAACCACAAGGAGCUCGGUCGCGACGACGACAUCAUCGCCCUGCCGGUCGCUGAGGCCCGGAAGCUGUACGGUGGCAUCUUCGAUAAUGCGGACUAUACCGGGGUCAAGGAGGUUCUGAUCAAUCGGGCCAGUGGCUGGGCUGCUGCCGGCGAUUCACUGAGGGCUGUCACAAAGCGGUGUCUUGAAUUGGGCGUCAAGUAUGUGACGGCUGACGUUGCCGCUUUGGAAUUUGACGGUCGUGGCUCUUGUACUGGUGUUAAGACAAAAUCGGGUCAGGUCUUGUCGGCUACGCGCGUUGUCGUCGCUGCGGGUGCUUUCACGCCCACGUUAUUGGAAUGGAGCGCGGCAGCGAGCGGGAAUCCUGGUUUGCGGGCUGGAGAGCGGAUUCUGGCUGCUGGUAUCACGACGGGAAUGGCUCAGCUCAAUGAGGCGCAGUAUAAGAAGUACAAGGACAUGCCGGUCGGGUUCCAGGGCUACACGCCCGAAGAGGGCAAGCCCUUCAUUGGUACCCUCCCUCCUACGAAGGACGGAGAGAUGAAGUGGUGGGGUUCUAAAAUCUUCACAAACACUCGUGAGGUAGUUCCUGGGAGUCACAUCUCUUCCCCUCCGCCCACAUUCGACUACAACCAGUGGAAGGUCCCCGGGCCUCUGAGGCAGGACAUUGUCGAGUCCCGGAAUCUAUGGUAUGGGCCCGCGAGCGCGGAUUGGGAGAUGACGAAACACCGAAUCUGCUGGGACGCUUUCACCACAACUUCCGAUUUCAUCAUCUCUCCUCACUCGGCCUCAAAGGGACUCUACGUCGCCACUUGCGGUUCGUUCCACGGCUACAAGUUCUUCCCCGUGCUUGGAAAGUACGUCGUACAGAUGCUGGAGGGCGAGUUGACGCCCGAAUUGGAGGAGAAAUGGGCCUGGGAUCGACAGCGUCCUGAUUCGUCUGAAAACGUGGAGUACCCGAACGCCGAGAUGAAGCAUCUGUUGCAGCCUGCGGCGAAGCUAUAGUGGGACUGGAAAUGCUUUUCGGGAUGAAUUGGAAUAUGGUCAUGAUUAUAAGCGCGUUUUUAAAUGAUUAUGAUAGAAUGUGUAUAUGUUUGGGGUAGCUGGGGUGGGUAGAAUAAAUCACAGGUUAUAUAUGUAUGCGAGAAGUUAAAC